Molecule: messenger RNA, 1512 nt
Organism: Parasteatoda tepidariorum (common house spider)
Lineage: Eukaryota; Metazoa; Arthropoda; Arachnida; Araneae; Theridiidae
Source: RefSeq, a predicted model, not a curated record
AUUCGACGACUUCUCCAGAGCAACUGAACAGCUGUUCAUGUGGAAAUCGCAGGUAUUCGUCACAUACAGCAACGCCCCCUAUAGUUCGCUGCGAUCGCGAAUUAUAAUUCUAAGUAGAAAGCGAUUUUUUUUAAAAUUCUCUAAAUUGUUAUUUGAUGUGAUUAAAACAAAUAGAGUGGUAUUAAAAAGUUCUAAUGAAAAUGGAAUUAUAUACGCUAAAAUAUACAUUGUGAUGCUCUGAAAAAUUUUCUAUUGCAUGUUAGUUAUUUAAAUUUUUUCCCAAUAAUUUAUUACUGACUAAAAACUUAAGGUUUUUAAAGAGGAAUUAGUUUUAAAGGUUUUAAUAGUUAAUUUAAAUUCUUUACAUUUUAUGCUAGAACACAUUUUCAAGGGGUUUAACUUAGUAGCGGGUAAAACGAGCACGGUUUUCAAAGCAAACCGUAUAAGAUUGCGUAGAAAUUUUCGGAAGUUGAGGAGCGGCAGCAAAUAUUAGGCUGAGCCCCCUAGUAUUUACACGAAGAAGUAUUUCAAUGUUAAAUUAAAUAUCCAAAAUAGGUGAUAACACUCAAAACUAGCAUUUCAUUCAAUUUAUCUAUUGAUUGUUUCUAAUAUUUAUAGUUUUCUUUAUGCUUUGGAAUCCGAUUAAAUGCAUGAAACGUGAAAAAAUCUCACGAACUGGAAUAUAGAAACUUAAAUCCUAAUUUCAGUUGUAAAACUUAAUAGAAUAUAGAGCCUGUUCACAAUUCAUCUAGUAAACAUAAUAAUAGAUGGAUAUGUCAUGCGUUUUCUACAUUCUUACGGUUUUAGAAAGGUUAUAGUUUACACUGACUUAGCAUCCGUAAAGUGUAACUCUAAAAUGGCACACAAACUGUACAGUGAUAACCAUCUCGGUGGUUGAUUCUUAUAUGUACGUCUACACUGAUCACAGUGUGGACGUAAAUUAUGUUAGACGACAUUUGGUUCUCAUAGACGACACACCAUAGGUUUUAAAUCCUGCUGUUAAGUGCAAGAUAUUUUCUUAUAAAGUUACGUUGAUGCCGGUUGGUUUUAUUCAUAUAAGUUUUUCUGAAAAAUAGAUUUGCAUGAUAUAUACUUGACUUAAUAUUACUCUCGGCCUUCUGCAAAAAUGAAACGGAAUUAAUUUUUAGUGAAUACAAAUAACUUUCAACUUCUGUAGAAAUAAAUGCAUAUUAUAUGUUAUUAGGGGUUGAUUUUCAAAUAAAAACUCUCGAGCUUGAAGGUGAAAGAAUAGCUCUCCAACUAUGGGAUACAGCCGGACAAGAAAGAUUCCGAAGCAUGACGCAGCAAUAUUUUCGAAAAACUGAUGGCAUCAUUCUGGUAUAUGACGUCACAUGCGAAACAUCGUUCAAAAAUAUGAGAAAUUGGAUGAAUAGCAUUAAAGAAGGAACUUCGGAGGAAACGAUAGUUUUGAUUUUAGGUAAUAAAAUUGAUUUAUGUGAAAAGGAGAAUGAUAGAGUUGUACGAACAAAAGAUGGCGCAAGAAUAUCUGAU